Messenger RNA from Nyctereutes procyonoides (raccoon dog), 508 nucleotides. Its product is annotated as histone H2B type 3-B. The record is from RefSeq and is a predicted model, not a curated record. Gene Ontology annotation, molecular function: protein heterodimerization activity; structural constituent of chromatin; DNA binding. Bases 4 to 384 code for a protein of 126 amino acids. Gene Ontology annotation, cellular component: nucleosome. Lineage: Eukaryota; Metazoa; Chordata; Mammalia; Carnivora; Canidae. The transcript has a single exon.
ACCAUGCCUGAUCCGUCUAAAUCGGCCCCCGCGCCCAAGAAAGGCUCCAAGAAGGCCGUCACCAAGGCGCAGAAGAAGGACGGCAAGAAGCGCAAGCGCAGCCGCAAGGAGAGCUACUCCAUCUACGUGUACAAGGUGCUGAAGCAGGUGCACCCCGACACGGGCAUCUCGUCCAAGGCCAUGGGCAUCAUGAACUCGUUCGUCAACGACAUCUUCGAGCGCAUCGCCAGCGAGGCCUCCCGCCUGGCGCAUUACAACAAGCGCUCGACCAUCACGUCCCGCGAGGUGCAGACGGCCGUGCGCCUGCUGCUGCCCGGCGAGCUGGCCAAGCACGCCGUGUCCGAGGGCACCAAGGCCGUCACCAAGUACACCAGCUCCAAGUGAGGCGCACCGGCCACCCCGGAACACAAAGGCUCUUUUCAGAGCCACCCACACAAUCGGAAAAAGGGUUUCGAACACGGUGAAGGGUUGUCCUGUGAACUCGUUCGGUUCCGGGACCCCAGGUGGU